CUAACUCUUCAUUCACCAAAACAAACCACAUCAAACUACAACAAUGACUUCACCACCACCGCUCCUCCCCGUCACCUCCUCCGGUGACGCCAACGCGCCACUCAUCCGCGUGAACCCGCUCUACAUUCUAGGUUUCCUCGCCACCACAAUCAGCACCUCCUUCAUAACCUACCUCUCCUACACGCACAACGACAACCCCAUGCUCCUCUUCACCUCCUUCAUCUACGUCCUUUACUUCUCCGUCGACUUCUUCCCUCUCCCACCCGCUCCAUCGGCACGUGCCGCCCACGUCAGACUCUUCCUCUGGGCGGUGCUCAGCGCCGCCAUGUUCGCAUUCGCCUGUUCGUUCUCGAUCGUUUUAACGCUCCCCGAGAGCAUGUGCUUCUUCGGGGUGGUGCUCGGUGGCAGCGCGUUGCUGUUGAGCGCGUGGAGCGGCGACAGUAAAUUUGUUGCGAAAAAGGAACAGUACUCCGACAUGGUGCAGUCUUUUGGUCCCAUAAUGUUGAUGUUUUUCGGUUUGGGAAGACGCUAUGUGACCACUCAACUUAUUCUCCACGCCGCCAUCAUGAACACCAGGAAGCUCGUUGGACCAACAACAACUCUGUCUAUCACUGCUCAGAUUUCAAGUUCUUCCUUUCGUUUCUCUUCUUAAAACUUCUUAUACACUCUUCAUCACGCAUUCAGUUAAGUUCUUCACAAGUUUCAUAAAUCAAAUCUUAACAAAACAAGAAAUUUAUGACGCAUUUACGUUCAGGAAUUUUAGUAAGAAAUUUCUGUAAGAGAUGUCCAAGUCCAUCUCAAAUUUAUUGUUUGAAUGAGAAAAGAAAAAUCAUGUUUUGAAUAUAAGAAAUUAAUAAAAAACAUAUGAAGUAUCAAUAUAGAGAUUACAGGUAAGACUCGCCAUUAAAUUAAUUAAUUACUUUUUUAGAUAUUUUAUCAUGAAAUUAACGACUCUGUCAGUCUCCAACAAUUUUUCGUUGAGUUCUAAAUGGAAAUGACCUAUGCUUUUUAUAUAUCUUUUAACUUUAACAAAUUUCACUGUCAAAUUUAAAUUUAAAUUAUUAGAAUUCGUUGAAUACAUUUAAUUAUUUUAAAUAAGACAGGAAUGUUGUAAUGUACAAGGAUUGAAUGAGAAUAAUCCAAGCAAGAGGUUCAGAAAGAUGAUAAGAAAUUCCUUAAUAAAAUUCCAAAAACCGUCCUGUAUGCAAAACAUGAUUUCAUCUUUUAAAUCCCAUGUUCAAAUCAGUGAUGGUGAUACAUUGAAAGUUAUUAAAAAGACAAACAACAACAUUUUCUCAGAACACUCGUUAGAUGUUAUCGUUGUAAUAAGAUACAACAAAU
Molecule: messenger RNA, 1341 nt
Organism: Vigna unguiculata (cowpea)
Lineage: Eukaryota; Viridiplantae; Streptophyta; Magnoliopsida; Fabales; Fabaceae
Source: RefSeq, a predicted model, not a curated record